Molecule: messenger RNA, 1035 nt
Organism: Aplosporella prunicola CBS 121167
Lineage: Eukaryota; Fungi; Ascomycota; Dothideomycetes; Botryosphaeriales; Aplosporellaceae
Exons: 4
Coding region: 1-1035 (344 amino acids)
Molecular function (GO): catalytic activity
Source: RefSeq, a predicted model, not a curated record
AUGUCCAAGUCCAUUGUCAACACCACUCAGUAUCCUUUCCGUUUCGACGUCCCCGUCGCAACCAAGCCCGGCGCAAAAGGCCACAUAGAAAACGUUGCCUUGGAACUCAAAAAUGUGCGCGGAAAGGUUCCCUCCUUGCAGGCCUCACGCCUCCGAACAAUGAUGCUCGAAGCACACAACGACCCGACCAAGAUCCUGGCACACUGCUGUUCGUAUGAUGGACUUUCUUCUCGCCUGGUCGAGGAAGCUGGCUUCCCGAUGGUGUUCCUCGCCGGCUACCCGGUCGCCAGUGCGUACGGCUUGCCUGAUACCGGUUAUAUCGCCAUGGCGGAGAUGUGCGACAAGAUCCAAGAAACGGUGCGACAGACGACAGUCCCGGUCAUGGCGGAUGGAGAUACUGGUUAUGGAAGCCCUAUGAAUGUCAAGCGCACAGUGGAGUCGUUUGCGGAGGCUGGUGCUGCUGGCAUCAUGAUUGAGGAUCAGACGUGGCCGAAGCGAUGCGGCCAUACCAAGGGCAAGUCUGUUGUUUCCAGAGGUGAGGCCUUUGCCCGGAUCCAAGCCGCGUGCGAUGCCAGAGACGAAGGGAAGGAUAUUUUCGUUAUGGCAAGGACAGACUCCUUGAUCCAUGGAUGGGACGAGGCCUUGGCUCGUGCCAAAGAGUUCAAGCGCAUCGGUGUGGACGCUGUUUUUGUGGAAGCGCUUCCUGACCGGGAAUCCAUGAGGAAGUGCGUGGAGGAAGUUGGCAUUCCAACUUUCGCAAACAUCAUCGAGGGAGGAAAGACGGAGAACCUUUCAGCAAAAGACUUGGCUGAGUUAGGCUUCUGUGCUGUCGCAUAUCCAUGGACCCUUGUAGCUGCAAAGCUGAAGAGUAUCCGCGAAACUCUAGAAGCACUGAAGAAGUCCAUGACAGAAGGCCCGCCUCCUAUGAUUCUUUCGUACGCGGAAGUUUGUGAAGGUGUUGGCUUCAACAAAUACUGGGAAUUGGAGGAAAAGUACAAGUUCGACAACAAUGGACUUGUCAACAAACAAGCAUAG